Molecule: messenger RNA, 2932 nt
Organism: Gracilinanus agilis (Agile Gracile Mouse Opossum)
Lineage: Eukaryota; Metazoa; Chordata; Mammalia; Didelphimorphia; Didelphidae
Gene: RCBTB2
Product: RCC1 and BTB domain containing protein 2
Exons: 12
Coding region: 120-1703 (527 amino acids)
Molecular function (GO): protein binding
Source: RefSeq, a predicted model, not a curated record
AUCAGGACGACAACUUCACACCGACAGAGAAGGAACAAGAUCACGAAUGGAUGGACGCUAGGCCCUAAGGCUUUAGACGUAUUCAGGUAGCAGAGGAUGGGUUUUUGUCUUCAUUGAAGAUGCUAGAUGUGGGGAAGUGGCCAAUUUUUGCCCUUUGCUCUCCAGAUGAAUUGAAGUUAAUUCGUCAGGCCUGUGUCUUUGGCAGUGCUGGCAAUGAAGUUCUAUACUCUACAGAAAAUGAUGAGGUCUUUGUGCUCGGCACCAACUGUAGCGGCUGCUUGGGAACAGGGGAUAUCUUGCACUCCCUCGAACCACGGCGGAUCGAUCACUUAUGCGGCAAAAAAAUAGUCUGCUUGAGCUAUGGGAGCGGCCCUCACGUCGUCAUCGCGACAGAUGAAGGAGAAGUGUAUACCUGGGGCCAUAAUACUUACGGCCAGUUGGGCAAUGGAACAACUAACCAUGGUUUAGUACCCACCCAUAUCUCUACCAAUAUUGGAAACAGGAAAAUUAUUGAAGUGGCCUGUGGAUCUCACCAUUCCUUGGUACUGACAUCUGAUGGCGAGGUGUUUGCCUGGGGUUAUAAUAACUCGGGACAGGUCGGCUCUGGCUCCACCGCCAACCAGCCCAUUCCUCGAAAAGUUACAGGCUGCUUACAGAACAAGAUGGUCACCACCAUCGCGUGUGGCCAGAUGUGCUCCAUGGCUGUGGUGGAGAGUGGUGAGGUGUACGUCUGGGGAUACAAUGGAAACGGGCAGCUGGGCCUGGGCAGCAGCGGCAAUCAGGCGACGCCCUGUAGAAUCGCAGCUCUCCAAGGCAUUCGGGUGCACAAGAUCGUCUGCGGCUACGCACAUACCUUAGUGCUAACGGACGAAGGUCAGCUGUAUGCCUGGGGAGCCAACUCGUACGGCCAGUUGGGCACCGGCAAUAAAAGUAACCAGUCUUACCCUACUCCGGUCAAUGUGGAAAAGGACAGAGUGAUCGAGGUCGCCGCCUGCCACUCUGCCCACACCUCCGCGGCCAAGACCCAGAGCGGCCACAUCUACAUGUGGGGCCAGUGCCGGGGCCAGUCAGUGACCAUCCCACACCUCACCCACUUCUCCUGCACGGACGACGUGUUCGCCUGCUUUGCCACCCCGGCCGUGUCGUGGCGCCUCCUCUCCGUCGAGCCGGAUGACCACCUCACGGUCGCGCAGUCACUAAAGAAAGAGUUUGAUAACCCUGAGACGGCGGACUUGAAGUUUCUGGUGGAUGGAAAAUAUAUUUACGUGCAUAAGGUCCUUCUCAAAAUUAGGUGUGAACAUUUUCGUUCUGUAUUGAAUGGCAAUGAGGAUGACAUUGUAGAGAUGGAUGAGUUUUCCUAUCCUGUUUACCGAGCCUUUCUGGAGUACCUGUACACAGACUCCAUCAACCUCUGUCCAGAGGAUGCAAUAGGGCUGCUGGACCUGGCUACGUUCUAUAGGGACAACCGAUUGAAAAAGCUCUGCCAGCAAACUAUCAAGCAAGGGAUCUGUGAGGACAACGCCAUCGCCCUGCUUUCAGCCGCCGUGAAGUACGAAGCGCAGGAUUUAGAGGAAUUCUGCUUCCGAUUUUGCAUCAAUCAUUUGACUGUAGUUACACAAACUUCAGGCUUUGCAGAAAUGGACCAUGACCUUCUGAAGAACUUCAUCAGUAAGGCAAGCCGAGUUGGAGCCUUUAAAAAUUAAUCAACAGCUACAGCCAAGAAAGGGACUCUGGUCCCUUCCAAUUCCUGUCCAAAAGCUUGAGAAGAACAGCUUUCACUUAAUUAAUGGCUUGAUCAGUUACCCCUAGCAGAGAACCCAUCUUCUGAGGACUGACAUGCAGUGGGAGUCAACUCUUUUCUAUCAAUUAUCUGCCCAGAGUCCAAAGUUUACAUAGAAAGUAAAAAAUGAGUCAAUGCUAUCAUUUCAGCCCCAGGCUCAAGCUCCAUACGUUACAAACCCCUUAUGAGCUUUUCCACUUUACUUUUCAAGUCACUUCAGACAGAACACCUUUAUGUUUGAGGCUUUUUUGCAAUGACAGCCUCAGGUCAUAGGAUUUUGUGCAAGAAGUUCUAUUCUUCUGGUUGACAUCAUCGUGAUAGCUUACCAGGGACAGAGUGGUUUGCUUUCUAUUCUCAUUAGGCCCAAAGUUGGGGUUCUAAUGACAGCUACUACAGAGUCACUCAGAAUAAAACAAUUAGAAAAAGUGGUCUCUUUUAGAGACAAUUAGAAAACAGUUCUGGUCAGGAGUGAAGUUCCUCUGGUACAGUCUUCUGAGAGAUAAUGACUAAUUUGCUAACAUUCAUUAACCUUCAUAAAGGCUGUGCCAGUGACAGACUCAAAGGCCCAAGGGUUGAUUUUAUUGCGUAGCCUUUUUUUUUUUUUAACUGGGUCAUGAAUUUCUCAUAUGGGGUUAUUAAAAAUGAAGCCUUGAUUCUGAAUGAAUGUUAUUUGGAGCUCAUCUGCCUUACAUAACAACAAAAGUAUCUUUUGCUUCUCUUUGGGUUCACAGAGUGUUCUUCCCAGCAUAAUGAUGGUUAUUUUGUAUAUUUUUUAAGACUGAAACAGGUCAGUCAUACUGGAACCAAAAAUUAGACUGGAACUUUAAGCAAAUUAAGCCAAUACUCAUUUUAAUGGAAAUGAUUGACAUGAUAGAUUUUCAGGUUCCAGUUCAAAUGAUCUAAUUGCAGAAGUGAAACUCAAAUGAAAACUAACAAAGAACUAGAAAAAAGUACAGAUCCCAAUGCCACAUUCUGUAAAGGGAAACAAUUUAGAAUUAGAAAUCGCAACCUCUACUGAUCCAAUAUUGGCUAAGAAAGUGCUUAUCUACAGAUAAUAGUAGAACAAAUGUUUUUUCGCCCAAGAAGAGGAAAAAUGAAAAAUACUAGCAAUUCUUUGCCUCUUACAUGCAAAUAAAUCCAUGUGGUAUAUGA